Messenger RNA from Rhizophagus irregularis DAOM 181602=DAOM 197198, 446 nucleotides. The record is from RefSeq and is a predicted model, not a curated record. Lineage: Eukaryota; Fungi; Glomeromycota; Glomeromycetes; Glomerales; Glomeraceae.
AUACUCGAGUUAUUCGAAUAACUGUUACAUGAUUCCAAACACUAUUUCUCUGCAUAUUAAUGUAACUGUAGUACAAAUUGUGUAUAUUUAUAAUCGCGACCAACCCGUUCGUUUUAACUUUUUUUUUACGUAUUAUAAUUCUAAAAUUUAGUUUGAUUAAAUUACUUGCAUAUAUAAAAUUAUAAUUCUUAUAAUUCAAACUAAUUAGUAUGGAAAAUAAGCCAAAGAAUUUAUGGAAACAUGUUGAUGGUGAUGAAUACCAGCUUCAUGUUAUGAUUUCUACUAUUGAUUCAACUACUGAAUCAGAAGAUACAGAUGAAAGAAUAGUUUAUAUGGAAGAUUUAGAAAAAAGAAAACAAGUAUAUGGAAUAUGUGGAGAAUGUAAUGAACCUGAAGAAUGGUCAAGGUGCCGAGUACAAAGGAAUAAUGCUCUUAAUUCAACGUAA